Messenger RNA from Durio zibethinus, 1667 nucleotides. RefSeq names its product dihydroorotase, mitochondrial-like. Gene Ontology annotation, molecular function: dihydroorotase activity. The record is from RefSeq and is a predicted model, not a curated record. Gene Ontology annotation, cellular component: chloroplast; cytoplasm. Gene Ontology annotation, biological process: pyrimidine nucleotide biosynthetic process; 'de novo' pyrimidine nucleobase biosynthetic process. Lineage: Eukaryota; Viridiplantae; Streptophyta; Magnoliopsida; Malvales; Malvaceae.
CUCCUAUAUAACGGCUGCCGACUGCCCUACCCAUGGCAUUUCUCGAAGUGGACUGGCAGAGGAAAAACCAAAAUAUUAGCCGUGGCAAACUCCCCGCACAACUGACUCCAACAGUCACUGAAUCUCAUUGCAACGCUCGUCCAUCAAGCUUCAAGCCUCUCAAAGUGGGAAAUAUCUAGGAAAUGUUGGGAAUUAGAUGAAGUAUUUUCCCUGAUGCUAUAGCUUCUUCUUGAACCGACAAAUUUUGAGGCUGCUCGUACUCAAAUGAUAAAUACGUUGGUUCUUCCCAGGCCUAGCAAAGCAUUGAAGUUUUCCUCUACAACACUUGAUGGGUUAGGCAAAUCAAAGUACAGGAGUCCGAAGAUGGAGCUAACCCUAACUCAACCUGAUGAUUGGCAUCUUCACCUCCGUGAUGGUGACCUUCUUCAAGCUGUUGCCCCUCACAGUGCAAAUCACUUUGGAAGGGCAAUAGUGAUGCCGAAUUUGAAGCCUCCCAUUACAACCACUGCUCUUGCUAUUGCUUAUAGAGAAUCCAUCUUGAAAGCAUUGCCUGCUGAUAGCAACUUCACUCCACUAAUGACACUAUAUUUGACAGAUACAACCAGUCCUGAAGAGAUCAAGCUUGCUAGAAGAAGUGGAGUUGUUUUUGCUGUUAAGUUGUACCCCGCUGGCGCAACCACAAACUCUCAAGAUGGUGUUACAGAUCUGUUUGGGAAAUGCCUACCAGUUCUUGAAGAGAUGGUUGAGCAAAACAUGCCAUUAUUGGUUCAUGGAGAGGUCACAGAUUCUACUGUUGAUGUCUUUGAUCGUGAGAAAGUGUUUAUUGACACUGUGUUGCAACCUUUAAUUCAAAGGCUUCCAAGUUUAAAGGUUGUGAUGGAGCAUAUCACCACUAUGGAUGCUGUGAGUUUUGUUGAGUCUGGCGAAGAAGGAUUUUUGGCUGCAACUGUUACACCACAACAUCUUCUUCUCAAUAGAAAUGCUCUCUUCCAGGGAGGAUUGCAGCCACAUAGUUAUUGCCUUCCAGUACUCAAAAGAGAAAUCCACAGACAGGCUAUUGUUUCAGCUGUGACUAGUGGAAGCAAAAGAUUUUUCCUUGGAACUGAUAGUGCUCCUCAUGAGAGACGAAGAAAAGAAUGCCCUUGUGGUUGUGCUGGAAUUUACAAUGCCCCUGUUGCUUUAUCACUAUAUGCUAAGGUCUUUGAAGAGGCGGGUGCACUUGAUAAAUUAGAAGCAUUUACAAGCUUCAAUGGACCAGACUUCUACGGUCUUCCAAGAAACACCUCAAAGAUUAAAUUGAUGAAGACUUCAUGGAAGGUACCAGAGUCUUUCUCGUUUUCAUUUGGUGAUAUUAUUCCUAUGUUUGCAGGUGAAACACUUCAAUGGCAACCAUGCUUCUCUUGAUUCUGAUAUUUCGUUUAUCUAUCCAAUCCAAUUCCACGUCGUUGUUGAAUAAACUGACUAAAGCGAAAACUUACGAACUUUAGUCAUAAUCUCAUCCACCUCAUCAUUUGAGAACCGAGCCCAAGGUACUGUCAAGCGGAUCAUUCUGUCAUUAAUUUCGAUCUUAUGUAUAAAGGAAACCAGUGUUUAAGACAAAGAAAAUGAUUGGAAAUAUUUGAAUUUUAAAUUUAUUAUUAGAAGUAUUCAUAGGCCUCGCCGGAUUA